AUGUACCAGUUGCACAUGGUCAAUCUGGGCCUGGAAGGAAAUGGUGGUGUCACUGUUUACUACAUUCCACCAUAUGAUGGCAAGACCAAGGUUACUGCAUUCAAACCGGGCUUCCGUAUGAUUGCUGGUGAUCCGAUGCUGCGAUCAGGCGAGAAAAUGCAGAAGCAGAUCUGCCAUCGAUGCUUCAGCAAUAUCCAACAGAACCCAUUCGGUGGUGCUCCCUGCACGGGACAAGACACUGCAGCCUUCCCUAAGAGCACAUGCGGAGGUGGAAUUCGCGCAACUAUCACCUUCCCAACGUGCUGGGAUGGCAAGAAUCUCGAUAGUCCUGAUCAUAAGGCCCACGUGGCAUACCCGUCAAGCGGUUCUUUUGAAUCUACCGGCCCAUGCCCAUCCACGCACCCGGUCCGUCUUCCACAGGUCAUGUACGAAGUCAUGUGGGAUACCCGGGAGUUCAAUGAUAAGAGCAUCUGGCCCGCUGAUGGGUCUCAGCCCUUUGUCUACAGUACUGGUGAUGCCACCGGAUAUGGACAGCAUGGUGACUACCUUUUCGGUUGGAAGGGCGAUGCUCUGCAACGCGCCCUGGAUGCUAGGUGCAAUCUUAACAGCUGCACGCAGCUCAAGUCGCAGUCUGCCACAGCCGCUGAAGCAUGUACGAAGAAGCAGACUGUCAAGCAGGACACUGAAGGAUGGCUCACCGAGCUUCCUAAUGGCAACCCAGUGACCUUUCAGUAA
Messenger RNA from Phaeoacremonium minimum UCRPA7, 735 nucleotides. RefSeq lists its product as hypothetical. The transcript has 6 exons. The record is from RefSeq and is a predicted model, not a curated record. Lineage: Eukaryota; Fungi; Ascomycota; Sordariomycetes; Togniniales; Togniniaceae. The coding region runs from base 1 to 735 and encodes 244 amino acids.